AAAAAAAAACCCUAAUCUCUCUCACACACAACCCCCCAUUUCUCACACACAGAGCUACUAGCAGCCGCUUUAGGUUAGAGAGAGAGAGAGAGAGAGAUGGUUUCGGGUUCAGGGAUUUGUGCGAAGCGCGUGGUGGUGGACGCGCGCCACCAUAUGCUUGGCCGUCUCGCUUCGAUCAUUGCGAAGGAGCUUCUGAAUGGGCAGAAGGUGGUGGUGGUUCGGUGCGAGGAGAUCUGUAUCUCCGGUGGUCUGGUCCGCCAGAAGAUGAAGUACAUGAGGUUUCUUCGCAAGCGAAUGAACACCAAGCCUUCCCAUGGUCCUAUCCAUUUUAGAGCCCCUGCUAAGAUCCUUUGGCGCACCAUCCGUGGAAUGAUUCCCCACAAGACUAAGCGCGGUGCCGCAGCUCUUGCUCGUCUCAAGGCUUAUGAGGGCAUUCCACCUCCUUAUGAUAAGAUUAAGAGGAUGGUGAUUCCUGAUGCUCUCAAGGUCUUGAGGCUUCAAGCAGGACACAAGUACUGCUUGUUGGGCAGACUUUCAUCGGAGGUUGGAUGGAACCAUUAUGACACCAUCAAGGAACUUGAGAGAAAGAGGAAGGAGAGAUCCCAGUUGGCCUACGAAAGAAAGAAGCAAUUGAAUAAAUUGAGGGUCAAGGCUGAGAAGACUGCUGAAGAGAAGCUCGGUGCUCAACUAGAGAUUAUUGCUCCAAUCAAAUAUUGAUCCAGACUCGUUUUUAUUUUUUUUUUUGAGAUGAGAGACUUGUGGAGAAUUGAAUUGCCCUUAAAUUUGUUUUCCAUUUUGAUACUAUUAUGGUCCUUGUGUUGGUUAUAUGUUUAUUGCAGUAAUUUUUCCCCUAGAUAUCUUUGCAUUUGUAUGCUACCCAGUUUUUUUCUAAAUUAGAUAAAUUUUGUUUUAUGAA
Molecule: messenger RNA, 916 nt
Organism: Ziziphus jujuba (common jujube)
Lineage: Eukaryota; Viridiplantae; Streptophyta; Magnoliopsida; Rosales; Rhamnaceae
Product: large ribosomal subunit protein uL13w
Exons: 4
Coding region: 97-717 (206 amino acids)
Biological process (GO): translation; negative regulation of translation
Cellular component (GO): cytosolic large ribosomal subunit; ribosome
Molecular function (GO): structural constituent of ribosome; mRNA binding
Source: RefSeq, a predicted model, not a curated record